GAGUUGUUGUUACCCUGACAUUCAUGAAGGGAGGCUUGAAGCUCCUGGUAACUCAAAUUGAGGGCUUGGAGCUCAGCUUCAACCCGACUAAGGUUUGUGCAAGUGGCACAACCGGAGGCGGUGAGGCGGUGGGAUACGGUGAGGCUGAACCGCUAUCCGACCCCCCUGAAGCACAGGACGAAUCCCUCAAGCCAGGAACCGUGGCGCUGCAGCCCAACCCGCUCUCUGGAUACAAUCAGCAGAUCGAAAAGACAGCGCUCUCUGCAGACGACGAGGCGGCUUCUGGAGGUUUCAAUGUUCCGGGAACACCAACGAUCGCACCUUCACCCGAGUUUAUGGUCAUGAAUACGGCGCAGGAAUUCACAGCAGGAGUACGGACGCCACACAUCAAUGUCUCGAUGGUCUUCAACUCUGUCCUGCGAAAUGGCGAUGUCAUCAUUGUCACCCCGCCACCAGGCUUUGACCUCCUUUCCGAAGACGGCGGAUGCCGAGACUUCCAAUGGAUUGGAACCUUUCGACCGCUUGUUCUCUCGCCUCCCCCGGCCUGCAACUGCACCAUGACACCCUUGCAGUGCAAGCUUGAGUUGAACGUCAUGGAGAGUAGCCAGUUCCGCGGCCUUGCGCUGGGCGAGCAGGUGAGAAUUGCCUUCGAAAUGAGCGUGACAAACCCUGUGAUGACGCCGGACAUAGUGGAGGACUACUGGCGGAUGGAGCUAUGGCACGGGACCAGUCCUCCAUAUCCUUUCAGUGGAGGGCUUGCUGAGAGCUGGCCCGUCUAUGGAACACUGGACAACUUGACAGUCUCUCUGGUGGGCUUCGAGAGACGCGCGGGUGCUAUGAGCGAUCUACGCUUCGAUUUCGUUCCGAGUGUCUGGGGCACAGCAUUGGACAUCGUGGUCCAUGAGCCAACGGGGUUCCAGUUCCAGAACGCACGCGUCAACGCACCAUGGAUUCGACAUGAGCUCACAACGGGAAGUCGCCUGGUCCUCAUCGGUGGCACGCUUGUACCAGGACAGAUGUCCCAGCUAACUCUAUCCCUCGUUCGGCUCGGAGAUGGCGGUGGGCCCACUCGCAUCAGCAUUCGUGUUUUUGCAGAUUCGCAAUUAACGCGUGAGACGGCAAGGAGGCUCAACUUCCUGCAGGGCUUCCGACUUCCUGGUGCAGUCGUUGCUGAAAAUCUGCGGCUUUGGAGCGAGACCGUAGUGGACCACUGGUCCGGUGAGCAAGCCGACUCCGUCAGCCCAUUGCUGCCAUGCCAUACAAACACGCUGGCACGGUUCGAGAUCUUCAUCCGGUUGAGCAAUGUGAUUUUGCAUGGAGACGCAUUGAUCAUCACGAACAGCGUGCCCUUUGGAGAAGCGCCUUGGGAGCCUUCCACAGAAGCGGAGUAUGAAUCAACAUUGGAGAUGUGUUUGGGCCCCGGCCAGCACGGAGGUAUCGCGGAAAAUGGUACAUGGAUAUGUGACCGCGUCCAGGAAGUCAACAUCACAAGCCGGAUGGUCAUUCGCAACAGCGUGGGCAUUGUCAUCGGAAUGCGCUUGACUUUUGGGGCCAUGAGACCGGAGUACGUACUCAGCCAGGCCUCCUUGGAUGAGGUGAGAAAUCGGUUAAAACUCGAAGGAGAUCUUGAAUUUCGCGAGCUUGCUCUGGAGGCCAACCGAGAUUACCGCCUGCGCAUCUGGCUUCGUGCGUCUCCCGCACAGACUAUGUGGAGCAUUUUAACGGAAGACGCCCUUGGAUUUCUCUCCAAUACAAACGACGGUCUGACGCCGGGUUCCGUUGCUGUCCCAGAAAUGACCUUGACGGUGACUUCCAGCGUGACGCGGGUACCGCCAGAAUCCGCAGUAUACGUGCGAGUUCACGUACGGACUGGUCCGUCACAAGGGCCUUUCAGCAAGCUUCAGCUGCUUCUGCCGUAUGGCUUCGCGCCCCAUGGUGCUUCGGCAGCUCCUUCGUCCAGACUGAUCGUCGGCCUGAACCUCGAGCAGGGCGAGGGUGUGCUGGACCAAGUCACAGGGAUGAUGUUCAACCUGCGGAUCAUGACACCAGCUACCAAUGUGCCCGACUUGCGCUGGUUCGUACUGGCCAAAGAGGUUAUCGUUGACGACAUCACUGGAAUCACAGUUGAACCCAUCAACGGUUGGGCCGAUGCUGGUGGAUUUGGUGUUGCACCCUGUCCGGUGUCGCUUAUGUAUGGGGCUAUUCCCAGCGCAACAGGUUGGUUGUCAAUUUCUUUCUAUGUCCCGGCGAUGGUUGCGGGCAAGUUUGUCUUGAUCACGGCGCCAGAUACCUUCUUAGUGCAAUGCCCCAAGGUCGAAGAAACAGGUUUGGAACUCGCCUGCGAAGACUUCCGAGUCCGCGAAGCCCUUCCCCUGUUUCUACAGUCACUGCAGCGGACGGUGAACGUCACUCUGGUGGGAGGAACUUCAGAGGGAGACAACGUGCUGUACAUGUUCCUGCUCAAUGUGCUGACUCCCGCAGAGCCCAACAUUUUCGAUGUUUGGCAAAUCAGAGUGCUGGAUGAUGGAUUUGCAGUGGUGGAUGCGGCCCUAGCAGUGCAGCAGCCCCGCUUCGUGCUGGAUCUUGAGAUGGGCAAUCCGUCCCUGUCUUGGCUGCAGCCACCGCAGAUGGGCGAGGUCUCCAACGUGCAAGUGGAGGUGAGCUUUCUCCGCAGAGUCAAGGAUGUGAAAGCCAUCUUGGUGUCCCUGCCGGAGAACUACCGACAUGACAUUCAGCAUAAGAACCAGUUGCGGAACGUCAACAAACAGUUCCCGCUCACGAUUGAUACGGAGUGGCGGGUCUUCGACAACUUGAGGUACAUCAAGGUGCUUGUGGAAGUGGCCGAGACAGGUGAGGCUCAGAUUAUCAUCGCCGGUACUUACCAGUGGCAAUUCCCAGUCAUGGUUCCCUUGAUCAAGCCGUUUACAAGCGAGUGGUACGUUAGCCUAUGCGCAGAGCAGACGUGCACGGAGGUGCAGGAUCCUGGAAUCAUGGCUUCUUUUCCAGUUCCCAACAACGAGCCACAGCUGCCGGCCAAAGUGUUUCAGGUGGUGUCAACGACGGGGGCUGGCUGUCAUAAUCACUUCUCCUGGAUGGUCAUGGGCAUGUUGCUUUUUGCCGCAACUUCGUAG
Molecule: messenger RNA, 3131 nt
Organism: Symbiodinium necroappetens
Lineage: Eukaryota; Dinophyceae; Suessiales; Symbiodiniaceae
Source: the annotation of a GenBank genome assembly